AACCGGGUUUAAGUCUCCUUGCAAGGAUUCGCGGACUAAGCUUGGACUUUGAUUCUGAGGUUUGGGCCUCGAUUCCGAGCCGGGGCCUGGAGUCCGGAACCUUUCCAUCCCCCUUCCUUCACCUCCGCGGAUCGGGCCGCUAGACUACUUCCUCGAGUCUGAAUCUGGACCCUUGCCAUCCCUGAAUACAGCCAAAUUAUGUGCAUAUUCCAGCUGCGCCUGAAAGUAAAUAUAGAACGGACCACUUCUGUUCCGGACUGUUGAAGAUCACAGUUUUUUCAAAAUGCCUGCAGUUUCAAGUGAUGUGAAGAAAUUGUAUGUGUCUACGUGUUUGGCUGAUCUCAAUAAGAAAGCAGAAGUGAAACUGGAAAAGAAAAGCACUAAAAGCAUUGUUGCAAGCGCCUGUAAAAUUUUCAAGGCUGCAGAAGAAAGUAGGUUGGACAGAGAUGAAGAAAGAGCCUAUGUUCUUUACAUGAAGUAUCUAACUAUAUAUGAUAUAAUUCGGAAAAGGAACGAUUAUAAACACCAGCAGGACUACUAUGUUUCUUUACUUGGUCCGACAAGCUUCCGAAAAGCCUUAGAAGAAGCAGAAAGACUUUCUGAAAGCCUGAAAUUAAGAUAUGAGGAAGCUGAAGUACGUAAAAAGCUUGAAGAAAAUGAUAGGCUGCAAGAAGAGAAAUGCAAAGAGCAAGAAGAAACAAAAAGCAAGGGACAAGACUACAAUUUGGCAUCAGCAACCAGAGGUUCUUCAGGCCAGGUUGAGAAAGGAAACCUAAAGGGCGACAGUGUGCUGAGCGACAAAUCAGAACGCAUUGCAGGUUCACCUCGAGACACAAUUAGUGCAGAAAAAUUGUUUGCAAUGCUGCAAGAUGGAAACACUGAGGUGAUCAUUAUGGAUGCACGGAGCUCCAAGGAUUACCAGGAAUCUCACAUACACAUGGCCAGGUCAUGUUGUAUAAGUGUGCCGGAGGAAGCUAUCAAUCCAGGAAUCACUGUCAACCAGAUAGAGUUGAGACUGCCAGAAGAAUCAAAGGAGACAUGGCGGAAGCGGCAGUUUGUUGAUUACAUUAUUUUGUUGGAUUGGUUAAGUUCCAUCAACCAGUUGACAAGAGGAACUGUUCUUCAGAGUCUCAAAGAUGCACUUUACAAGUGGGAUAGCCAGGUAGUUCUUCAGAGUGAACCAAUGGUAUUGGAGGGUGGUUAUGACAGUUGGCUUCGCUGCUACCCAAUGUAUACCACCAAUCCCAAAGUGGCUGUUCCAAAGGAAGAAUCCUGUACUGCUGUCCAAGUGUCCUUGAACUUUAGUUAUCCAUCUUUGGAGGAACCACCACCUCUUCAACCACCUCCUGCAGACCAUGAUGAAGUGGAGGCUUUCCAAGAAUUGGGAAGUUUUAAUGGAAACAUCGCUGAGUUGGAAGGGACUACAAAAGAAGUCAGCAUAGAACCAAUUGCUAACGGAGUUCCUGGUCCGAAAGUUUCAGUAUCAACUGGUGUGUUGCCUGUUGCAGUGAAAACCAUUCCACAGAUUGAUCGAACUAAGAAGCCUGCACUAAAAAUGCCAGAGAGGUCUCAUCCCAAAUCUGACAUUGCUGGUACAGAGAGCCUGCCAGUUCACAACGGACCAGUGAUACCAGAUCGGUCAACAAAGCCAUUUGUGGAACCACAAAACCCUUUAACAGAUGAAGAAAUAAGUCAGAUCCAUGCUGAAGCAGCACAGAUUAAGGAGAAGGCCAGAAAGGAAAAAGAACAGCGUGGACGCAGACAGGAAGAGCAAAGAAAAAAGGAGCAAUCGGAGAGAGAUAAGGAAAAAGAGCAGCAAGAGGAAGAAGAAAAAGAGCUCAAACUAAAAGCAGAGCAAGACAAACAGAGCAAAGAAAGUGAAGAGCAGAGAAGACAGGAACAGGAAGACAAGGGGCUGAAAGAGGAAGAUGAAAGGAAACUAUUAGCAGAGCAAGUGAAGAAGUCUCUGGAAGAAAAGGGUAAAACUGAAGGUCAGAAAAAAGAGCACGCGGAUAUGAGGAAAGAAGCGGAAGAGCAAUCUGUACCUGAGCCAGAGGCCAGCAGCUCCAGUAGAGAAAAGCAGGAACCUCGAGAUAUGUUAACCAGAGCAAGAAGUGAAGAAAUGGGUCGGACUGUUCCAGGCCUGCCACCAGGAUGGAUGAAGUUUCUCGAUGUGGUGACUGGAACCUACCGAUACUAUCAUUCACCGACCAAUGCUGUUCACAUGUACCCACCUGAAAUGGUGCCAUCGAUCACACCACCUACAACCCCUCCAACUCAUAAAGCCAAACCACAAAGUGCAACAGAUGCUGAUGUCCCCAAACUGAAACGCUCCUACUCCUCGCCGGAUAUUGCUCAAGCAAUUCACGAUGAGCAAAGGAAGGCGAUAACAAUCAAACCGGUGCCCACAAUCAAUCGGGAAACAAAACCUGCUGUCUGCAGCAAAACUGAAAUCUCAAGCCCUUCAGCUUCUCAAAUCCGAAACUUAAAUCCUGUGUACGGAGGCUUGGGUCGGGCCCUGACUGGUCUACGCAACCUUGGCAACACCUGCUACAUGAAUUCCAUCUUGCAGUGUUUAUGUAACACUCCACGACUGGCUGAGUACUUCAAUAAAAAUUGUUACCAACGAGAUAUAAACAGGUCAAACAUUCUUGGUCACAAAGGUGAGGUUGCUGAAGAGUUUGGUAUAAUAAUGAAGACUUUGUGGUCAGGACAAUACAAAUGCAUCAGUCCAAGAGACUUCCGGGGGCGCAUUGGAAAAAUAAAUGAAACGUUUGGAGAGUAUGCGCAGCAGGAUUCCCAGGAACUACUCCUUUUUCUCAUGGAUGGGCUUCACGAAGAUCUAAAUGAAGCUGAAAAGAAACGGUACAAAGAGGAGAAUAACGACAGCUUGGAUGAUACAAGAGCAGCUGAUCUGGCCUGGACGAAGCACAAAUCUCUCAACAAAUCCAUAAUAGUUACCUUGUUCCAAGGCCAGUUUAAAUCAACAGUACAGUGUCUGACUUGUCAUAAGAGGUCACGAACGUUUGAGGCCUUCAUGUAUCUAUCUCUGCCACUUCCUUCUUCCAGCAAGUGUUCUCUGCAGGAUUGUCUCAAAUCAUUUUCCAAAGAAGAGAAACUCACAGACAACAAUCGCUUCCAUUGUAGCAAUUGUAAGGCUCACCGCGAUUCCACAAAGAAGCUAGAGAUCUGGAAACUGCCCCCCAUUCUACUGGUGCAUCUGAAACGAUUCUCUUACGAAGGAAGAUGGAAACAGAAGUUGCAGACAAAUGUUGACUUUCCUUUGGAGAAUCUGGAGCUGUCAAACUAUGUGAUUGGUCCAAAGAACAAUGUGAAAAAAUACAAUUCAUUCGCAGUGUCGAAUCAUUAUGGAGGACUAGAUGGAGGGCACUACACAGCAUACUGCAAGAAUGCAGUGAAGCAGCGCUGGUACAAGUUUGAUGACCAAGAUGUUUCGGAGAUAUCUUCUUCCUCGGUGAGGUCUUCAGCUGCUUACAUUCUCUUCUACAGUUCAUUGGAGCUCUGUGUAGCCGACUUAGCUACAUAACAGCAUUUAUUGCUCCACUUUGUUGUACUCUGUUAGUGUUAUAUCUGGCUGCAUUGGGCAUGUGCCUAGAAGAACUUGCAGUAUAUUCUGCUGAAGCAAAACACUUUCACAAUGAGAUCUUAACUGGAUGAUCUGCCCAUUGUACUUGGAGUACCUGCAUACCAGAAAGGUGAACUUCAGUUAUGUAAUAGAAUUAAAAAUCUUCUAUUAGAAUGUCAAAUUCUGUUCUCUAAGCAGAGAUUGUAGUUUGCGAUAGUUUCACAGCCAAAAUUCCAUUGCCCGUCAGAUUAUCUUUGCUGCUAUGUGAAAAAGAGGUACUUGUAUGAUUCUCCCAAAUUAACUUCCUGUUGUAUUGGCCUUUCUAUAUCAGUUAUAGUGAAUCUUUCUGUACUGUGGAAAAUAGCCGGGAGUAAUAUAAACUGAUGGAGAUGUAUCUGUACAUAAUAACUGCAGAUUGCACAAAAUGUCUGUGUGUGUGUGUGUAUAUAAGCUAUAAAUACUUUUAAAAAGUAAUACUUUUUUUUGAAGUAAUGUUGGCUAUAUUUCUACCUAAAACCUGAACAAGUGCUUAAUUGAAAAUGUAACUGCUGCACCUGAUCUUAUCCCAAAGUUGUAUUGCAAUUUUUUUCAGAUUUUUGCAAAACCUAUGCAUUUAAAAUAUACUAAACAGUUAAUCCAGACAACCUGUCUGAUUUGCUGAUGAAUGAUUGUUCUCUCUAUUGGAGAGUAGUGGAGCCAUUUCCACAUUGCCUGUAUAAUUGCCUGUGUUUAUUGAUGUACCGAUACUGCAGUCUCGCGGUAAUUUAAGUGGAGGAAUGUAACUAAACUCUAAUGAAACCUCCACUCUGCCUGCUUCUCACUAAGGUUGUUGAUAUUGCUGGCAUUCUUAUCUCUUUCCUUGGUGAAGGCAAAGAAUAAUUGGGAAAUGGAAUGUUGAUCUUGAGUUAGAAUGGAUGAAAGAGAUGUUGAAGCUGAAGGGUUCUGUUCAGACUCCAUCUACGACACUGGGUUCACUUCUCAAAGCACCAGCAUUGGUGCAGUGCAAAUUUGCCAGAGUGGAAGUGCAGCUAAAUUAGUUCAAUUUGGAGACUUCUGUACACAGUCCAGGCUUGUAUUCCCAUAAAGUUUGAAAGUGAGGGAGUAAUUUACCCAAGAUGUUUAAUGUAUUCAAAGGAUGUGGAUCCAACUAAUCCCCUUCUAUCUCUCCCCCCCCCCCCCCCCCCCCCCUAUCAUCCCCAGGCCCUAGCAGUAAGGUUCUCUCUCAAUUAUCAAAGGUUACAAGACCAUUGCUGUAAGAAAAAACUGAUCAAAGUAUCCUGCUGGCAGGUAAAGCCAGCUCUGCUUCGAACGAUGCAGGUGGAAAAUGAAAAUAGUUUCUUCUAAUGGGAGAGGCUCAAGAAUUCAGGCUAUGUUAAUGCAGAUCCUGCCGGGGUUCUGCAGGACUUCAAAUUACUGUUUGAAAUUAGUGCUUUUCAAAUAGUACUUUUUACUCUUGACAAAGUUAAAAAUACAUGAAUUAUUGAGCAGUAGAUAUUGUGAGUUACAAAACAAAGUUGGGUAGUUAGUGUGGAAGAAACUGGCCAUGAUCUUAUUGAGGGUACGUGUAUGAGGGAUGAUUACUCGCUCCUCUUGUUGACCACCUCACUCCCUCCUUUGCUUUCCCCUGUGUUUCUUGUGUAUCCCUAGGAUCACAGUAAGGGAUUGUGUACAAAUUACUUUUGGCAUCAACUAAGAAAAUGUUGCUGUUGCAAUCCCCAGUUCCUCUUUUAGUUGGAGACUUGCAUAACAGAUUGACAAUGAAACUUCGACAAAGUCCUUGCCCAAAUGAUUAAAAAAAUGAUUCAGCUCAGAGCAAUAUGGUACACUGAGUUAGCAAUUUUAAACAGCAAUCCCAACAUUAAAUAUGGAAACCCAUUCACCAAGUGGAGAUUAUACUUUUAUAGAAUAGAUUAAACUUCUAAUGACCGUCUAGAAAUACCAGCACAUGUUCUACAGAAUUCAUUUUGCUCAGAAAAAGAUUUGUAUUGGCACUUUGAUUUGAGAAACUUUUUAUUUAAAUGUUUAUUUUUAUCUGCUUCUUGUUGGAGUUAGUCAUUUAUAUUCCCACACUACACAUGACAGGAAGAUCUGAAAUCACAUCAAGAUGCAUGAUGGCCUGGCUUAGUCCAAAUUUUAUUUUGAGGAUCUAACAAGUUGCUGUCCUUGCUUGACCGCCUUUUAAUGAAUCUGUAGUCUUAGUGCGGUAACUACACUAAAUAUUUCAUUUGGAUUAAUAAAAUAUUAUCUGGUUAUAUUGACACUAUUUGUUUGAAAUUAUUCAACUUCCAUAAUUUGAAGAUGGUCCACUGUGUUUUCAACAUUUAUUAAUAAUGAAAGCAACAGUGGAAACGGGCCUUAGGUGGUAUUAUAGUUGUAGUACAAGAUAUUCCACCUUAUCCUCCUAUUUCUGUGGCAUCUAUCAUAUGACAUGCCUUAAGUUGUAUUGUUUUAAUACUUCACAUUAGGAGUUUUGUUCCUGAGAUGUGAUGCUUUGCUAGCCUUUUUCUGUAUUUUUCUCAAUAUUAAACAUUGCUGAUUCAAGUGA
Molecule: messenger RNA, 6131 nt
Organism: Amblyraja radiata (thorny skate)
Lineage: Eukaryota; Metazoa; Chordata; Chondrichthyes; Rajiformes; Rajidae
Gene: usp8
Product: ubiquitin specific peptidase 8
Exons: 19
Coding region: 284-3547 (1087 amino acids)
Biological process (GO): protein deubiquitination
Molecular function (GO): cysteine-type deubiquitinase activity
Source: RefSeq, a predicted model, not a curated record